Messenger RNA from Colletotrichum aenigma, 1776 nucleotides. RefSeq names its product Zinc finger protein. The transcript has 7 exons. Lineage: Eukaryota; Fungi; Ascomycota; Sordariomycetes; Glomerellales; Glomerellaceae. The record is from RefSeq and is a predicted model, not a curated record. Gene Ontology annotation, cellular component: chromatin. Gene Ontology annotation, biological process: DNA-templated transcription; regulation of transcription by RNA polymerase II. Gene Ontology annotation, molecular function: RNA polymerase II cis-regulatory region sequence-specific DNA binding; zinc ion binding; DNA-binding transcription factor activity, RNA polymerase II-specific. Bases 1 to 1776 code for a protein of 591 amino acids.
AUGGAGCUCUCUAGGCCGUUCACCUGCACAGAAUGCUCCCAAACUUUUACCCGAAAUGAAAAUCUCGAACGGCACAAGCGCUCAAGGCACGGAAGUGACAGCCGCAGACCAUUCAAGUGCUAUACAUGCCGCGCACGAUUCACUAGGAAAGAUGUCUGUAAACGUCACUCUGAGAGAUGUCGCGGCGCCCUCGGACGCGUCUUGACGGUACCUGGUACAGAGGGUGAACCAGAGCAGACGGAGUCAGUCAUCGAUGAGACCGCACUAUCGUCAAAUGGUCAAGAAGCGGACGAUUCGCCUGAAGCGAAUGCUUCUGUGGACACAACUGUUGCUAUGAAUGAUGAGACAUAUCAUGGUAGCUCGCCAGAAACAGGCGGAGGGACCGUGUCUCGGGACCUACUAUCAUCAGAAUUUAUGAUCAAUCACUCAGAGAGUUUCAUCGCGGCUUAUUUCGAAUGCUUUCAUCCGUCAUUUCCGCUGCUUCAUCACCAGAGUGUAAGGAGAGACAUGCCUAAAUUGUCAAAACAGAUUCUCGUCGCCAUUGGUAUUCUGUAUUCAAGGCCUAGGCAUUCCUCUGAAGAAGAUGCAGAUUUUGUGCUACGGCAAAGUCAAACCAUGUGGCAAGAUGGCCAAGAAGAACUUUGGCGACUAGUGGAGACAGACUGGAGAGAAAUCCGACGAACGUGGGUCAUGCAAGCCUGGCUUCUGCAUAUCAUCUACGGUGCCUUCACCGGCAAUGCAACCCACUUUGAUAAGGCAAAGAAGAUGCUGCGUUGGGUCGUGGAUGCCGCCAGAGAUUUGGGUCUUCUACGACAAAGCGUCUUCACAUCUACUACAAGAUUCCAUGACGGCGAAGAGCAAACGCUUCAUGACCACUGGAUGUCCUACGUGGAGUCCGAGUCUAUGAAGCUUUGCAUGUACACCAUACUUUUCCUAGACUCCCAUAUCUUCUCCCCCUGCAACAUACGUCCCCUAACCACACCAAUCGAGCUUGACUGGGAGCUGCCCCUCCCAGGUGCUCUGUGGGAAGCGGACACUUCAUUGAGCUGGGCCCAAAGGCUCGGCGAUGAACCCCCGCAGCUCGCCCAGGCAAACAGUUCAAACUGGCACAUCUUGAAGUUUGCAGAUCGGAUAGCUCUGUCCGUGAAACUCGCUCUCUGCAAGCCCGACGACCUGUUGAUUGGCGGUAUCGUUGAGAACAGUGUGGUAGCCGGCCUGACAACUGCCACACAUCUCACUUUAGGUCUUCAAGUCGGCGCUCGGAGAUCAUUACAAAACCUUCUCCGCUACAAUUCCGGAGACGAUGGCAUGCUGGUCUUCCUUGACGACCUCAUGGAUGUUCUCUCCAGCGUCACGAGUCUUGAUAAGCAAGACCCCUUGCGUGAGGUGCCAUGGGCUACGGUGGCCACGUACAGAAUUCUCCUAGCCAUCUGGAGAUUACUGCGCUGGGCAACCGGGGAGAUGAGCCGAAAAGCAGGGUCUCAAACGACGGUUCGCAGCCGCUUUGAGGCCUCAACAAUAGUCUUCAAUUCUAUCCUGGAGGUAAUCAGUUCUCCGGAGGAACUCGAAUCGCAGACCCGACGUCUCUCGAGGCCGGCUCGGGAGACUACCGCAUUGGGAAUGACCUCGGACGACAGUGAGGCACGCUUCAUGGAGACGGUAUUGCAGUUCUGGAAGGAUAGGCCGGUGUGGUCCAUGGGAUCCUUCAUGACGACGGUGUUGGAGGAGAUUAUCUCGGCUGGCGGCAUGGCUUACGAGUUAAGGGGCGCGGAGUGA